UUAGAAAUGUGUGGUUGUCACAGAAGCUAGAGGGCGCUGUUGGCAUUUACAGGCAGUGUGGGGAAGGGGGGGUUGCUAAGGGCACAGGAGUCCCUGUCUGUGAACUAUACAGAGCGCGGUACAUGGGAGCAGCAGGGCCCUGAGCCUGCCCUCUCAUCUCCUGCCUCAAACUGGGGACUCCAGAGGUCAAAAUCCUACAUCCGCGGGAGCCAGCCAAUCAUAGAAAUGAACUGACCUUCCUGGGCAUGAGGAAGGGAGGGGUGAAGACAGCCACAGGUGAGGAGGGAGCGGGAAAGGCAAGUCUAGAGUCUGGAUCACCUUGAAAGUCACUGCCCUGGCCAUGCCCGCUCCGCUGCUUCCGCUGCUGCUGCGAACACUGCUGGCCCGCCUGCUGAUGCCCGCUGUCCGCCUGGCCCGCCGGCACCUCCUGCCCUUGCUGCGCCGGCUGGCCCGUCGCCUGGGCUCCCAGGAUAUGCGAGAGGCUUUGCUGGGCUGUCUGUUGUUCAUCCUCAGCCAGAGACAUCAGCCAGAUGCCGGGGAGCCCUCCAAAGUAGCCCGCCUAGAGAGGAGGGAGAGGCUAGCCCCCCAGAAAUAAGGCCAUGAAUCCUGGGAGCAGCUGUAUCCAUCAAAAAGCUUUCUUUUGGAGUAAGACUGUCCUGCCACCAUCACUGACUGCAGCCUGCCCAGUGGGCCAAAGACAUGGUGGGGGACUGAGCAUGAGAAGGGUUUGUCCAGGACACGCCUCCCUACUCCCAGCAGAAAUGAUGGGUAGGAUGUUGUGCAUUUAGCAGAAAAUCAAUCCUUAUCCCUCCCUCCCUGCAUUCUUCUCAAGAGCUUGUCAACCACCUCUGGCCUCUGGGAGGAGAGGAAUUGACUGGGGACUUGAGGUCCAAUGAGGGACAAUGCCUGACCCAGGGACAAUUCAGUUAAUCCAGACUGUCUUUGACUCGGGAUUUACCUUAAAGUAAUAAGACUUUGGUUCCUUUGGAAGUCAGUCUUGCUCCCAAAGCCCAGCACACACCAGGUGCUCAAUAAAUACUUGUUGGUUUGAAUUCUUGGGAUGCC
Molecule: messenger RNA, 1065 nt
Organism: Camelus dromedarius (Arabian camel)
Lineage: Eukaryota; Metazoa; Chordata; Mammalia; Artiodactyla; Camelidae
Gene: MYMX
Product: myomixer, myoblast fusion factor
Exons: 2
Coding region: 341-595 (84 amino acids)
Biological process (GO): myoblast fusion; skeletal muscle organ development
Cellular component (GO): plasma membrane; endoplasmic reticulum membrane; Golgi membrane
Source: RefSeq, a predicted model, not a curated record